AUGCAAUCAUUAACACAAUUAGGAAAGUGGAACCUCACAGAAAAAGACAAGGAGUUUACUCGCUGCCUGCUAGAUGAGUGGUACUCUGGUAGUACAUUAUCCUCAGUUUUACAGCAGUGGGAAGAGCAUAAUAAUAAGUAUUUGCCGUCCGAAAAAGUUCCUCUGAAUAUCCUUUGCUAUAAUGUGGAAGGUUGGGGUACCCGGUAUUUAGAAGUAGUAGAUCUAGUUUAUAAAAUAGAUGCAUCAAUUAGUGUUUUAACAGAAGUUGGAGAAUUAUGGAAUAAGUUUACUAUACCCAAUUUUAAUAUGUUCCAUCAAAAAGGUACAAAUCGAAGUGGUGGAGUGUGUGUCUCGGUAGGAAAACACUUAAGAGCUACGCAAAUUCAAUUAGAAAUUGAAAACACUGUAAUCGUUGAUGUUUUCAAUCUCUCCGAUCCGAUUCGAAUCAUCGGAAUUUAUUGGCCUCAAGGUCAAGAGCGUAACCUCGACGAUCUUAGUCCAUAUUAG
Molecule: messenger RNA, 507 nt
Organism: Rotaria socialis
Lineage: Eukaryota; Metazoa; Rotifera; Eurotatoria; Philodinida; Philodinidae
Source: the annotation of a GenBank genome assembly